AAACACAACACAACUAAUGAAGACUCCUACCUCUCCAGACCUCUCUCUCUGUCUGUCUGUCUGCGGACUAUAUACCCUUCUGCUCUGGUGUAGCGGUGCUGCCAUGUCAGUGGAGGAUGACAUUAUUCCAGUCUUAUUUCUAAUAAGAGGAUAAAGAUGCACCUACAGGAGGGACGUCACAUGUUCAGAGGCAGCGACAGUGUGGAGAGGCUGUGACUGAGCAGGGAGAGGGAUAUGCGGCACUGUCCAAGCUCUGCACGUCGUCGGAUCUUUACCGGAUAAAACGUCCUAGAAAGCUGGAUGAUUUUUCUCUCAGGAGACACAGAGGAUUUUAUGAUCGCACCACGUUUCAGCGGGAAUCUGGAUGAUCUUUCCAGUCACGCCACCUCCGGACCUCCACACCGGUUCAAUGGGAUCAGGACUAAUAGACUGACCUAGAAUAAACACUACAGGGAGGAAGUUUAAAUAAUAAAAAAAAAAAAAAAAUCAGGAUUUUAAGGUUAUUAUUACUUGUAAGUGGCAGAUUUUAUGUUAAAAUUUAAAUUUUUUAUUCUAGACUUUUAUUCUAGUGUCUUAAUUGAAAUAUAAUAACAAACUAUCAUUAGAGUUUAGGUUUGACUCCUGCUUAGUUUUAGAUGAUCAUUUUUAGUCUCAAAUUGCAACAAGAUAAAGUUCCAACACUGAGGAUGCCACCCUGGGUGUCCUCUCAAGGCAGCCGGAUUUCUGCGUCUUAAAUCGGACUCACAGAGAGGGAGAAGGAAGGACAAGCCACCUUUUUUUUUUUCGGAUUGGUCCAAAAAAAUAUUUUUUUGUGCCCCUUUGGACUCCUACACACAAUGGGGAUUAUGCUUCAAGUUAUUCUAGGAAUGUUUCAAUUCCUGCUGCUCACCAGAAUACCGACUUCCCAUGCCAAGCUUGCUCACUGGCGGCCGGCAGACUCCCCAAAAUCCAGGGAAGGUCGAGAAGUGCGGCGGUGGUUGGAGGUUUAUUCACGGAGUGGCUGUGAGCCUCGGGACACUCUGGUGGAGAUUUGGCGGGAGUUGCCGGGGGAGACGCACCAUCUCUUCGUCCCGUCCUGCGUAUCGGUGAGGCGGUGUGGUGGCUGCUGUGCUGACGAGGCCCUGGAGUGUGUUCCCUUGCUCACACACACACUCACCAUGGAGCUGAUGAGAACCUCCUUCAUGAAACAUGAGCUCAUCGAGCUGCCGUUUGUCGAGCACAGCCAGUGUGAGUGCAGAUUAAAAGAACAAUUCCAGCCAACACCGACAACAAGGCCCUAUCUGAAGCCAACAAGAACAGACAAGAGAAAGGGGAGAGGAAAGUCCAGACAGAAGACAAGUGGAUCCAUCAGAGCUGCGACCCAUGCUCCCCCAACUCUUCCUCCUCCUUCAUCACCACCUCCUUCUCCAUCACCUCCGCCCACCAGCCUCUCUCCCUCUCCGUCUCCAUCUCACAGGCCUAGUUGCCGCCCCUGCAGAGGGAGGAAGUGGGCGCUGGACGCCACGUCUUGUCAGUGCCGCUGCACCAUCAGAGCGGAGACCUGCAGCCGGAAAGACCGGAGGCUCAAUUCUCACCGCUGCAAGUGUGAGGCCAUGAGGACUUGAUGUCUCCAAUCACUUUCUUUUCACCUCUUCUUUUCCACCAACCCCUGUUGAUUCAUCGCCCACUCUCAGCAUCAGUGCCAUGGAGCAUACAGACGCUUGGACAUCCAGUAACCUGAAUAUAGAUCUACGUGUGAGUGUGUGAACAUCACCAAACAUCUUACCACCUCCUCUGCUUCUGUGGCAAAGCAGUUCACACGUACAUGUGCGUGCAGACAUCUAGAGUCACAAAACACAUUCCAUGAGUGGAGGGAUGAAGUGGCAGCUGGAUUUCAGACAAAUUCUUUCUUGGUGGACACACUUAUACAAGCUCCUGUGGUUUGGAGGUUCUUUAGAUCAUCAGUUGAACUUAUAUGACUGAUUAUACUACACAAGAACAAUGGAUGUAAAGUCGACGCAGGUGUCCUACGUAUUGUCGCUUCAGUGGAAGUUGGAAUUUGCUGUUCGCAGGCAAACUGCCCAUGGAGACGGAUUCCAGUGUGAAGUCAAGGCAAAUUUUUGUGCGGAGGAUUUGAAAAUCAACGGCCACAGAUUAAAGAUGGACACAUCCACACUCAGACAUACCAGAAGGACACUGGACAUGCACAUGAACUGGCACCCCAGUGUGCGUGGACCUUUAGUCGAGCUGAAUGCUGGGAUGGAGAGUAUCUGUGUGGUCCCCCCACUGAAAGACCCAGAUGGGAUAUCCCUGCAGCCGUUCUCUCUCAUUCAAAGCGUAUGACCACGGGCUGGCUCUCCAAGCCGCUUUCCGGCAUUUGUUUAAUUUGGGCCUUUUGUCUCCAUCUUCCCUCGGCUCCUCGAUUGAAAGCAGCCGCUUUGCCUCUCUUUGCCUCUCUUUUAGGCAGUGAGGAGAAUGACAAUAAUGAGGCCUGGCGGCUGUCCACUGCUUCACACACAAACAUUCACACUUAUAAUACCAGGAACACAGACGACACUGCAAAUGCAGACCCACACAAUCUCACUCUGUGCUAUAGCAGGCACACAUACAUUCAUAUUUACGCACACAUGCAAUGUGAAAUGAAUGCAGGUAGCCAUAAGCAUUUGUUUGUGCCACACCAAGUGUGCAAAUACACAUAUUUGCAAUUUACUGCAAAGUCUUCAUUUAAUAUUGUAUUACAUGCCUCUGUUUUAUAUUUUAUUAUAAUUCUGUCAAGUUGAUUGAAAAGAUAUUCUAUAUUG
This is a messenger RNA of Sebastes umbrosus (honeycomb rockfish), 2780 nucleotides long. It is a transcript of the gene vegfba, whose product is annotated as vascular endothelial growth factor Ba. Gene Ontology annotation, cellular component: membrane. The record is from RefSeq and is a predicted model, not a curated record. The transcript has 8 exons. Gene Ontology annotation, biological process: response to hypoxia; positive regulation of endothelial cell proliferation; induction of positive chemotaxis. Lineage: Eukaryota; Metazoa; Chordata; Actinopteri; Perciformes; Sebastidae. Gene Ontology annotation, molecular function: chemoattractant activity; heparin binding; growth factor activity. Bases 837 to 1604 code for a protein of 255 amino acids.